This is a messenger RNA of Striga hermonthica, 1056 nucleotides long. NCBI's taxonomy places the organism in Eukaryota, Viridiplantae, Streptophyta, Magnoliopsida, Lamiales, Orobanchaceae. The record is from the annotation of a GenBank genome assembly.
AUGUGGGCAGCUUCAUGCCUGGCUUCCUGCUGCGCGGCCUGCGCCUGCGAUGCUUGCCGGACGGUGGUGUCGGGAAUAAGCCGGCGUUCGGCCCGUAUCGCGUACUGUGGCCUGUUUGCGCUUUCGCUGAUCGUCUCCUGGAUCCUUCGUGAGGUUGCCGCACCCCUCAUGGAGAAGAUUCCCUGGAUCAAUCAUUUUCACCAAACUCCAGAUAGGGAGUGGUUUGAAACGGAUGCAGUGUUACGAGUGAGCUUGGGGAAUUUCCUCUUCUUCACACUACUUGCCAUCUUCAUGAUUGGAGUAAAGAACCAGAAGGAUCCUCGUGAUGGUGUGCACCAUGGAGGUUGGAUGAUGAAAGUUAUUUGCUGGUUCAUUUUGGUGAUACUGAUGUUCUUUGUUCCAAAUGGCAUCAUCAGUUUUUACGAGACAACAUCCAAGUUCGGCUCAGGAUUGUUCCUUCUUGUUCAAGUUGUGCUUCUGUUGGAUUUUGUUCAUGGAUGGAAUGACAAGUGGGUUGGAUACGACGAGCAGUUUUGGUACAUGGCUUUGCUUGUUGUUUCACUUGUGUGUUAUGUGGCAACCUUUUCAUUCUCAGGACUUCUCUUCUAUCUCUUUACCCCUUCGGGACAUGAUUGUGGCCUCAACACUUUCUUCAUUGUGAUGACUUUGAUUCUUGUGUUUGUGUUUGCUGUUGCCACACUGCAUCCAUCAGUGGGCGGCAGUAUUUUGCCGGCUUCCGUUAUAUCACUCUCACCCCGUGCAGGUUCUGGAAAGCCUCUACUGCCAAUGGACAAGGCGGACGAGCACCGUGAGGAGGAAGAGAAGUCGAAGCCCGUUACAUAUUCAUAUUCCUUUUUCCACCUAAUCUUCUCUCUGGCCAGCAUGUACUCUGCCAUGCUUCUUACCGGUUGGUCGACCUCUGUGGGGGAGAGCGGGAAAUUGGUGGAUGUUGGCUGGCCGUCUGUGUGGGUCCGCAUCGUCACUGGUUGGGCAACGGCUGCUUUGUUCAUAUGGUCUCUUGUAGCGCCGAUUUUGUUUCCCGAUAGGGAAUUCUGA